Messenger RNA from Pelobates cultripes (western spadefoot toad), 282 nucleotides. The record is from the annotation of a GenBank genome assembly. Lineage: Eukaryota; Metazoa; Chordata; Amphibia; Anura; Pelobatidae.
AUGGCUCCCGUUAACCCGUAUCAGUAUUCAACUCCCAUUAAUGUGACGGCAUGGGCAGCUCCUGAUAACCCGUACCAGUAUUCAACUCCCAUUAAUGUGACGGCAUGGACAGCUCCCGUUAACCGGUACCAGUAUUCUACUCCCAUAAGUGCGACGGCACGAGUGGCUCCCGUUUCCCCAUACCAGUAUUCUACUACCAUUAAAGAGACAGCACGGACGGCUCCCAUUAACCCGUACCAAUAUUCUAUUCCCAUUUGUGAUGGCACGGACAGCUCCUGUUAA